AUGUCUAAAAAAUUUAUAACAAACUUUAGAGGUGAAUAUUGUACACCUAAUGGAAAGAUACGUAUUAAAGAUGAACCAGUUACACCAGUUCAAGAAGAUUUUGGAUUUAACGAAAACCUGGAUUAUGAUUUUGAAAAUGAUUUUAAUAUGAGAAAAUCAAUGUCAAUGAACGACAUAGCUACACUUAAAGAAGAUUUAAUAAAGUUGGAAUUCGCUGAUAACAAGGAAGAUGUAUAUCAUAGACAUAGAAGACCAACCGGACUGCAUCAAGAGUUAUCUAAAACUAAAUUUGUAUCCAUGGCAGAAGCUAUAUACCAUUAUCAAAGAGAUACGCCCGAUCGUUUCCAUUCAAGUAGACCUCGAUCCAUUCGGCCUCAAAGCAAUGUUGGACGCAGUGGGCUUACUGUUCCUCAAUCUCCUAUGUUAAGAUGCAAAGGCCGUUCAAGACCGCAACAUAUUAUAUCUCAGAAAGAAAAGGAAGAAUUAGAAAUCGAAGAACUAAAAAAAUUUAAAAUUAAGGCUAAUCCUAUUCCAAAAUCUGUUAUCGAAGGGCCUAUACACUUACCUGAAGUGUCUAAAAAGCCUAUUACGGUUCCAGAACCAUUUAAAUUAACAGAAAUACCCAAAAAGACUUUUCAGUCUCCAGGGCAAGUUCAUAAUUUCAAAGCUCGACCAGCACCCAAACAUAUUUUAGAAAAACCUCAAAUACCACCUAAGACUCUUCCCCAAGUGACUAAACCUGUUAGUCCUAAAUUUCAUUACAAAAGAGUCAACUCUGCUGAUCAUCUUAAACAUGGCAUUAAAACGAGUGAUUCAACAGCAAAUGUUAAGAAAACUGAAAAAUGUGAAAAAACAAUGCAACGUCAAGGUCCUGUUAAACCAGAACCAUUUUCGUUUGAAAAGAGAGAUGAGGAAUUAAAACGAAAGAGAGAGGAGAGAAUAAAGAAGCAGUUAGAAGAGGAUAGAAAACUUGCUUCCCAAUUCAAAGCUCAACCAUUACCUACAGCUGUAAAAAAAAGGAUGCAAAAUACUGCAACACUAUGCAGUGCAUCUAAUGCAUCAUCUGAAAAUAAAGAAAACUAUAUAAAAUUUGAGGCUAAGCCACCUGUUGUCCUGUAUAAAGAACCCUUUAAACCAGUUCUACAACCAGUGCAACUGAUUAAAUCAGUUCCAUUCGAAUUAACAACAGAAAAACGGGCUGCUGAAAGGGAAAGAUUUGAGAAGCAAUUAAAAGAAAAAGAAGAAGAAAAUGAAAGAUUGAAACAACAGAAAGAAAAGGAGCAGAAAGAGGCGGAAGAAAGAGCAAUCACAGAAUUAAGAGCAAAACUGGUACAUCAUGCUAAACCAGUUCCGCCAUUAAAUCCAUUUGUACCAGAGAAAUCUGUUGCACCCAUUACGAAAAAGCCUGGUAAGACUGCUGAAGAACUUCAAGAGGAAGAGGAAUUGCAGCUAGCCCUUGCUUUGAGUCAAUCGGAAGCAGAGCACAAGGAGAAAGAACGUAGGACCAGAUCAUAUAUUGCACCAGAAAAUACUUUGCAUCCUACAAUUUCACCGACCCCAUCGUCUGUGAGUGCGUCUCCCGAACACAGUACAACGAACUCUGAGCUAUCUCGUUACUUGGAUAGGAACUACUGGGAGCAAAGGUUGACGCGUGAAGCCGCCAAUGCGCCCACCGCUCCCGCUCCCUCUUCGCACGCUACAAAUGAACCUACUGAGCCAGAAUUUGUGAAGCCAAAUCCUGCUAAGAAUCAGGAUGACGAAGCUGAGGAAAAGGAAAUUGAUGAAUUUGUUGAAUCUCUUAAAUCUCAAGUGGAAAUUUUUGUGAACAGAAUGAAAAGCAAUUCUUCACGUGGUCGUUCAAUCGCCAACGACACAUCGGUGCAGACGCUGUUCAUGAACAUCACCGCGAUGCACUCCAAGCUGCUGCGCUACAUACAACAGCAGGACGACAAGCGCGUGUACCUGGAAAGUUUACAGGACAAAAUAAACCAAGUACGUGAUAGCCGUGCAGCUUUAGACACGCUGCGAGCAGAGCACGCCGCACGUCUCGCGCAGGCGGCAGAAGCGGCGGAAAGGCAGCGACAGAUGCAAAUGGCGGUUAAACUGCAAGCUAUGAGGAAGAAGAAACACGAGUACCUCCAGUAUCAGAGACAGUUGGCCCUACAGCGGGUACAGGAACAAGAAAGAGAAAUGCAAAUGAGACAAGAGCAGCAGAAACAUCAGUACAUGAUGUCCGCUAAUAGUGGCUUCUACAUGCCCGGGGUCUCCAUGCAUCAGUACCAGCCCGGUUACCCCAACCAGGCCCUGUACUCCAAUCCACAAUUUCACCCUCAAAUGAUGCCACAAGCCACCACCGAUGGUAACCUCCCGAUGCCUGGCCAACCGCAAAUGUCGCAAGCAAACAACCCCAUGAAUGUAAAUCAAAUAUCUCAAUCAAUGCCACAUAUGAGCAAUAACUUUGUCAUGUCUGCAUCAGGCAUGGCUUUAGGCCAACCAACUAGUGUACCAACUACAAUGAACCAACCCAACAUGAGGCCUGGCAUGAACCAGCAACUCGCUCUCCAACAACAAGUCAUGAUGCAACAAAUGCAGCAGAUGCGCUUGCCCAAUCAACCAGGUGUUCACCAAAUGAUACCACCUAAUGUACCAAAUGGCUUACCAGGACAAAGUAUGCCACAAAAUCCCCAAACUACUCAGCAGCUACCAAAACAAAAUGUACCACCAAAUCAAGUCCAGCAAACUAACCCCAUGAUGCCACCAAUGACCAUUGGGCAACAACCAAAUUCUGCAAAUCCAAUGUUUACAAUGCAAAUGCCAAAUAUGCGAAUGCCACUAAUGCAAGGCAAUCAACCAAAUAAUAACCAGCAAAUUCCCGUUUCUUACCCUAUGAACGUGCAGAAUCCACAAAGCAGCCAGCAGGCAACAAAUAUCCCUCAUAUGCCCCAAAUGCAGUUGCCAGGACAACCAAUGCCCAUGCCUGGUCAACCAAUGAUGCAAAAUCAAGCAAUACCUGGAAACCAACAGCUACACCAAGCACCACAGAUCCCACAAAGCCAGGGUCAGCAGAUUUCUCAACCACAAAUGACUCAACAAACAAUGACAAUGCCAGGACAUCCCCCGCAGCAACAUAAUCAGCAAAUGCAGCCUAAUCACAUGGCUAAUCAACAAGGCCAAAUGGCUCCAUCCCAACAGGUGCCUCAAAUGAUGGCAGGUGCAAUGCAACAGGCCCCACAAAUGCAAGGACACAUACCCAAUCAAGGUCAACAAGUCCAGGGUCAAAUACCACAAAACAUCCAAGGUCAAGGUAUGAAAUUGCAACAAAAUUAUGGAAAUGACCCGCCUAACCAACAACAACAAAUACCCAACCAACAAGUACAUCAGGUUCAGACACCAGUAAAGUCUGAAAAUAACAAUAACACCGCAGAACUCAUAAGCUUUGAC
Messenger RNA from Brenthis ino (lesser marbled fritillary), 3441 nucleotides. Lineage: Eukaryota; Metazoa; Arthropoda; Insecta; Lepidoptera; Nymphalidae. The record is from the annotation of a GenBank genome assembly.